UUUUGCUUUUCUCAAAUUCUUCUAUAUUUGAAUUUCGCUCGUAAACUAAAGUUCACCGUUAUAUGUUAGUCGGCUGAGGUACACAAACGAUUAUCAUCUCGAUAGUCGUUUCUUCAAUGAAACUCGUCUUUCUGUUGUGUCAUUCGUCAGUCGAGCGAAUUUUUUCAAGAAAUUACGAAUCAUGAAAUGAUUUGUUGAGAUCACGAGAGCCUACGGGAAACAGCCACAUUUCACAACGUGUCCCGCGACAAAUGUUGACGCAGAUGCUGUUGCACCGCAACGAUUCGGCUCACCUCGGUGGGAACAGAGUAUUUUGCUCAUCGACGAAGCUCCGCUUCUUCGCUAUAGUUCGUAUCCAGAAGAAGAUUCCCUCGAUCACUUCGAAAUUUGUGCAAAGUGAACUAAAUGCUCUUUAAUUAGCCAAACAUUUUCAUUACUGAGUGAUAACCAUAGCAGUUAUAUGGUCAAAGUUAUUUUGUGUGUUCAUGGUGAGUGAAUAUGAUAUUCUGUGGAAGAAACAUAGAUUUCCGCAGCUACAGAUCGACCCCUCGUUCUAUUGCGAUAUUUGCUUAAAUAAAUACUACAAUCGGUGGCUUUAAUAAUCGUAUGCGGAAAAAAGUGAAUAACUUGUGUUCUGAUGGCGGAGCGUCGAAUAAGCCUGUUAAGGCCGAUGCCUAUGGAGCAAUUGCGCUUCUCCGGGCUAUGGCGCGGAGAAGCGUUCUACAAAACGGGCUUAGUUAAUCCGCCAGAUUUCUGCCAGACCAAGCAACAAAUUAUACUUGAGGAGUCAGGCCAUUCUGUGAAGGCAAACUGGCAAAAACUGAAAGACGAAUUAAGUGAACAAGUUCGGGCACUUCCACAAUCAGAGAUCACAAAAUCCCUUCGAGAAUUGCAGGUUCUCUGUCAGGAAGCAUUGGGUGACGUCGACGAAGCCACGUGCCAGGCCGCCGCAAUUCAACUGCUGACUAUAUUUGCGGAAAAUCAAGGAGUUCUUCGUAAUGAGGACUUAAUCGCGGUCACAUGCUCAGUGGCACCCAUUUCGAGAAACAUUCUUGAGCGUAUCUUUGAACAUGUUAUGUUAAUGCGCGAUGCCUUUGGCGAGGUACUGGGUUCUGUUGUGCAAAGCGUGUCAAAAGAAGAAAAAGGGAACGCGUUCUUAAAGGAAGUAAAGGAUUUAAAGUUUUUCCGAAUGCAAUGUUCUCCCAGUUGGCUUCGGAAAGAUUUCGCUUUUGUGUUCAGAAAGCCGGUCCAGGAUGUCGAAAGAAAAUUGCACUUUAACGAUAUUGUUCAGAAAACUAACGAACAAUCCGGUAGGUUAGCGCGCAGAACCACUGACUAUAUUGAUGCGGGUUGGCUUGAAGACAAGGUUCGCAGUUACAUGAAAACUCGCGUACGUGCUAGCGAUAUGUCACCUGAAGAGAUUGUUGAAAUUAUAAUGGUUCGACUCGAAUCCAACAACCAAGAUGAUGUGGUAUCAGCUGAUCUAUUCGAAAUGCUCGGAAUUGGUUACUUUGACUUGAUCUCGGAGGUGAUUAAGGAGCGCAUUUCGAUUGUGAAGGCUGCGACGAAGAACGCGGUCCUUGGGGUUGCUGUUGCGCGAAACGACAAAUCAGUAGGAUUAGCCCGACAGUACAAUAACCCUCUUGGAGAGACUGUGUCUGUCGACCUCGUAAGUAAUAUUAAGAUAAAGAAGAUGAUGGCAAAAGAAGAGAAAAAGCUUCAAAAGGUGGUAGCUAACGGUGAUAGUGAUGAUCUAACGAUAAAUGAACUACGAAAACUUAAACAAAUGGAAUUAACUGAACGUUACGGUGCGAGAUCAGGACGAUCCUCUUCAAAUGGGGUGUACAUUGGCCAAAACACGACGAUGGAGGAAACGAUGCCUAACGUUUAUGAUUGCAUGCGUUACUUACGAAGCACAAAAGUGUUCGUAGGCGGUUUGAAUCUUGUUCUCCCAGAAGGUUGCCAGCAGAUCGUCAAACCCUACUACGAUGAGAUACAUAUACCUGUUAAAAAUCACAGUCCACCGAAGGUGUGCCCCCUAAUAUCCAUAUGUUCUUUGGACGAAAUCUUACAGAUGGCCUUUCCAAAUACAGAACACCUAAAUCUUAUACAAAGUGCAGUUUAUCCAGUUGCCUAUAAACUGAACGAUAAUAUGUUGAUCUGUGCACCCACCGGAGCCGGUAAAACGAAUGUAGCCAUGCUGACGAUUAUGCGCCUAGUACGAAUGUACAUUGAUGAAACGAUCAAUCGUGUGUCGAACGACUUCAAAAUAGUUUAUAUUGCCCCCAUGAAGGCAUUAGCUGGCGAAAUGGUGUCAAAUUUUGCUCGAAGGCUCUCUCCAUUUGGAGUUAUUGUUAGGGAGCUAACUGGAGACAUGCAACUGACUAAAAUGGAAAUGACGAAAACUCACAUGCUGAUUACGACUCCAGAGAAGUGGGAUGUGGUCACAAGGAAAGGUUCUGGAGACGCGCAGGUCUUACAGAUGGUUAGGUUGCUGAUUCUCGAUGAGGUUCACUUACUGCAUAGUGAUCGCGGUCCGGUACUUGAAGCUCUCGUAGCCCGCACCCUUCGCCAGGUGGAAAGUAUGCAGUCCAUGAUUCGUAUUAUUGGUUUGUCCGCUACAUUACCGAACUAUGUGGACGUAGCGAAUUUUCUGCGAGUAAACACAGCAAGAGGACUGUUCUAUUUCGACCAUCGUUUUAGACCUGUACCCUUAUCGCAAACCUUCAUUGGUAUCAAAGGCCGCAAAAAAACGGAGCAAGUCCAGCGUAUGGAUGAGGUUGCUUUUGAAAAGGCUUUCGAAAUAGUCAAGAACGGCAAUCAAGUUAUGGUCUUCGUCCAUUCGCGGAACAAUACUCUUCGAUCAGCCGAAGUGAUGAUGCAAAUUGCCACCGAGCAUGGUAAACUUGAGUACUUUUUGCGGAGUAAACAUCCACAGUAUAAAAUUUUUGAGAAACAGCUACAAAGUUCGCGAAAUAUGAAGCUACAACAGAUAUUUGCGUCCGGGAUGGGCAUGCACCACGCAGGGAUGGUUCGACAGGAUCGAAACUUCGUUGAAAAAGCUUUCUCGGCAGGCGUUAUUUCAGUACUAUUCUGUACGUCUACUCUUGCCUGGGGCGUGAACUUGCCCGCCAACUGUGUCAUCAUUAAAGGUACCGACAUCUAUGAUUCACAAAAAGGCUCCUUUGUAGACCUCAACAUUCUAGAUGUGCAGCAGAUUUUUGGCCGAGCUGGUCGUCCUCAAUUUCAGCAAAAUGGCGAGGCUGUGAUCAUUACGCAUCAUGCUAAAAUGAGCAAUUACAUCUCGCUGAUGACUAAUCAAACUACAAUUGAAAGUAAAUUUCACGAAAAUUUAGUUGACAAUUUGAUUGCCGAAAUUGUUCUUGGCACAGUUACUACAGUGGAUGAAGCCGUGGAUUGGCUAAGCUAUACGUAUCUUAUGGUACGUAUGAAGAAGAAUCCGCUCGUCUAUGGAAUCACGCUUAAGGUUGUGUCUAAAGAUCCAAACUUGAUCAAUUACCGUCGGGAGCUCAUUAUUGCCGCCGCCAAGAAAUUAGACUUAGCUAAAAUGAUACGAUACCAUGAAAAAUCGGGAAGUUUCGAUGCGACAGACCUGGGCCGCACUGCGUCCUGUUUCUACAUUAAAUAUGAGACAGUACUUAGAAUCAACGAAUGGUUUGAGCGUCGUAUAUCGCCAAUGCAGGAUGGUGACGUCCUAGAGAUAAUCAGCUACGCGCAGGAAUUUGACCAAUUACAACUGCGGGAAGACGAAUGCCACGAGCUUCAAAUAAUGGAAAGAAACUGCAAACUGCCUCUAAGACAGGGUGUACACGGUACGAAAGUAAAUACCCUGAUUCAAAAUUAUAUAUCGAGGGGCAAUGUGGAGACGUUCUCGUUGGUGUCGGACUCAAAUUACAUUGCUCAGAACGCCACCAGAAUUGCCCGUGGUUUGUUCGAGAUGGCGCUUCGAAAGGGAAACUCACUUGCUGCGUGGCGUUUUUUGAUGAAUGCAAAAAUGCUUGAGCGUCAAAUCUGGCACUUUGAUAGCCCACUCCGUCAGUUCCCCGGUGUAACAGAGAAAACACUUCAAAUGUUAAAGGAAAAGCAUGCAACCAUCUCGCACCUUAGAAAUAUGACUUCGGACGAAGUUGGACAGCUUGUUUAUAAUAAGUCACAAGGACGCCUUAUCCAUCAAUUUGCACAAAAUGUGCCGUUUAUAGAAGUUGAGUGUUCAGUACAACCAAUAACUCGUACGGUGCUGAGAGUUUCGCUCAAUAUUAUGCCGGCAUUUGUUUGGGAUGACCAUUUCCACCACAACGCUGAAGCGUUUUGGAUCUGGGUGGAAGACCCAGAGAGUGAGAACAUCACACACUCGGAAUAUUUGGUCCUCAAAAAGAAGCAGAUUGUGAAUGCAGAACCACAGAACCUUGUCUUUCCGAUUCCUGUGAGUGAUCCUUUACCUUCACAGUAUCUGAUCCACGUCGAUUCUGAUAGGUGGCUGGGCUCCGAUGACGAGAUCCCUAUGCCGUUUGAGCAUCUGAUUCUGCCAAGCGUCUACAUGCCGCAUACGGAACUGCUCGACCUUCAGCCGUUGCCAAAGACGGCUUUGAAAAAUGAGCUCUUUGAGUCACUCUACCAUUUCACGCAUUUCAACCCGAUUCAAACGCAGCUGUUUCAUACGUUAUACCAUACUGACCAUAACGUGCUUCUGGGUGCGCCUACAGGAUCAGGUAAGACUAUCACUGCGGAAAUAGCAAUGUUCCGCGUUUUCAACAUGGAAAAACACCGCAAAGUUGUAUAUAUAGCUCCUCUCAAAAGUUUGAUAAAAGAACGCGUCAACGAUUGGAAUAAACGGUUAGUGGGCCAACUUGGCUUAAACAUGGCCGAGUUGACCGGAGACGUCACCCCGGAUUUCCGGACGAUUGCAAAUGCUGAUAUUAUUGUCACCACGCCAGAAAAGUGGGACGGAGUAUCCCGUUCGUGGCAAACGCGACGCUACGUACAAAAUGUGGCUCUCAUUGUGAUUGACGAGAUUCAUCUUCUCGGCGAAGACCGAGGCCCGGUCCUUGAAGUGAUCGUAUCGCGAACGAACUUCAUUAACACUUUCACUGGGAAUAAAGUGCGUAUUAUAGGCCUGUCCACUGCGCUGGCAAACGCGCGUGAUCUGGGCGACUGGUUGCAGAUUAGUGAGGAAGGUCUUUUCAACUUCAAGCCAUCAGUGAGACCAGUGCAGCUCGAAGUGCAUGUGUCAGGUCAUCCGGGCAAACACUAUUGCCCACGUAUGGCGAUUAUGAAUCAGCCCGCAUACAAGGCAAUCCUACAGCAUUCGCCUAAUCAGCCAGUGCUGAUCUUCGUGUCAUCCCGUAGGCAGACUCGAUUAACAGCGCAGGCUCUCCGAACAUCUGUCGUCAAUAGCGAGAACCCACAAAAGUGGUUGCGAAUGACUGUCAUUGAUAUGCAGCAUAUUCAGAAUCAGAUUCGAGAUAAAGACCUACGCGAUUUGCUUGGCUUUGGUAUAGGAAUGCAUCACGCCGGGCUGCAGGAGGAGGAUCGUCGGCUCGUCGAAGAACUUUUUCUCAACAACAAGAUUCAAGUGUUGAUAGCGACGGCCACGUUAGCGUGGGGUGUCAACCUACCCGCUCAUCUUGUCAUUGUGAAAGGCACGGAAUAUUUCGACGCCAAAACCAAUACUUAUGUCGAUUACCCGAUUACAGACGUUUUGCAAAUGAUCGGUAGAGCAGGGCGGCCACAGUUCGAUACCAGUGGAGUUGCCGUUGUACUGGUACAUGACCAAAAAAAGAACUUCUACCAGAAGUUUCUCUACGAACCGUUCCCAGUAGAGAGUUCUCUUCUAAAAGUUCUUCCAGAUCAUUUAAACGCUGAAAUUGUGGCAGGAACUCUGUCCACUACUCAAGACUGCAUUGAAUAUAUGACUUGGACAUUUUUCUUCAGGCGUUUGUUGCUUAAUCCCAGUUACUAUGGUUUGGAGGAUACUACAAAUGAAAGCGUUAACAAGUUUCUAUCGAAUCUCAUUACCGAUGCACUAAUCAAACUGGUUCUUUCGCAUUGCAUUGAGAUCGAAGAAGACGAGCGCACAUUGGUGCCUACGCCCCUUGCAAAGAUCGCGUCCUACUAUUAUCUUUCACAUGAAACUGCGAAAUUCCUUCAUGAAACGCUGAAACGCAACUGCACGUACCUGCAACUGCUCGAAAUACUAUGUGAUUGCAAGGAGUUUGCGGAGUUACCUGUUCGACACAACGAAGAUAAGGAAAAUGCAGAAUUGGCUAGAGACUGUCGCUGGGGUCACUAUCGUAAAAGCUACGGAAGUCCACAUACAAAAGCGUUCCUGUUAUUACAGGCGCACAUGGAGCACUGCCGAUUGCCGUGUUCAGACUACGGGCUUGAUCUCAAAUCCGUUCUUGAUCAGGUUCCAAGGGUUAUCCAAGCUCAGAUAGAUAUUCUUACAGCCCGAGGUUAUUUGUCAUCUGUGUUGAACUGUAUAACGCUGAUUCAGACUAUAACGCAAGCGCGAUUCCAUGAUCUUGACGAUCCUCUUCAAACGUUACCGGAAAUUAGGCGCGAACACCUGUACAUGUUCCAUAAAGCCGAUGUGUCUACCCUGGCCGAAGCCAUCCACAAGGUGCGCACGAGGGAAGGUUUUGUAAAUCUUCAAAAGUCUCUACAAUCGGAGUUUGAUCCCGAGUACGUUAAGACAGUUUUAGCAAUCUGUAAAGAGCUUCCAUCAAUAGUAUUAAGAAUCUUCCUCGAUGGCCCAGGUUGUCAGUCUCUGCAAAUAAAAAAUAGACCUUUACAAGGCCCUGUGCCAGAAGAUUACUAUAUUAAGGUCAAGCCAGGUGAGGAGUACUUAGUGAGCGUUGAGCUGACUCGACUCAACUCUAAACCGGGCCAGCGUGGCGUCCCGAAAGCAGCAAUGCAGUCACGGACGCUAAAGUGGAAAAAUGAAAACUGGUUUAUCAUCUUAGGACAUAAAGAUAGUGGCGAAUUAUACUCUCUGAAAAGACUAUCAGGCUUCUACCACACGAUGACUCACCAAUUGAUAUUCAGGGUGCCGGAGAGUAUAAAUCAGCGGAUCAUUCUCACCGUAUUCGUUGCAUCCGACACCUACCUUGGACUCGAUCAGGAAUACAAUUUGUAUCUCGAACCAGAAAGAUAGCUAGGCCUAACAAGGUUUAAGAAAUGAAAAUUGGAUAAAGUUAACUGACAAUUUUGAAAGUGCUAUACAAAUGCUAAGAGAGUUGCCCGGCAGAACCAAUUAGUGAGGGUUCGUAAAUGCUUGUAAAUGAAAUGGUCGCCCAUCUGUAGCUUAUAUCUUUGCAAUAAAUGUUAAAUAUGAACGUU
Varroa destructor (honeybee mite) is the source of this 7359-nucleotide messenger RNA. RefSeq names its product activating signal cointegrator 1 complex subunit obelus (gene obe). The record is from RefSeq and is a predicted model, not a curated record. Gene Ontology annotation, molecular function: ATP hydrolysis activity; nucleic acid binding; ATP binding. NCBI's taxonomy places the organism in Eukaryota, Metazoa, Arthropoda, Arachnida, Mesostigmata, Varroidae.